This is a messenger RNA of Brassica oleracea var. oleracea, 565 nucleotides long. RefSeq lists its product as uncharacterized. The transcript has a single exon. The coding region runs from base 102 to 332 and encodes 76 amino acids. The record is from RefSeq and is a predicted model, not a curated record. Lineage: Eukaryota; Viridiplantae; Streptophyta; Magnoliopsida; Brassicales; Brassicaceae.
AAAUUUACUUCACUCCUCACCCAAAUCGUUCACAAAUAUCUUCCCUGCAAUCUCCUCAUUUCUAUUCCUUCCAUGCCCAACCAAGAAAAUCUCAAUCACCAAUGGAAGCAGUUAAGACCACCAGGUUCAUCACCGAGGUGGCUCCCUCUAAGUUGAUAUCCGCAACGACGAGAGAACCAUUUAAGAACAUGUUGACCACAAUCUUCGAGGAAGAGUUGGACUUUGACGAAUUAGUCAGAGCCACUGCAGAGAGACUCUCUUCAUCUUGUCCAGGCUUCUCCUCCUGGUCUCUUGGUCACUACGCCAAGACCAAUAGUCUCUCUGCUUCUUAGGCUAUUUAAUCUUUGCAAUCCCACAAUUGCAUUUUUCUUCUUUUUUUUUUUCAAUAAGACGAAAGACCAAAGAAACCAUACGUUUCUUGGCCAAAUCGUUCAUCAACUUUUCCAAUGAGAAUCUAUUUGUAAUCUCUCAGCAUUAAGAGUUGUUUGUUUAGUUUUUCAUCUACUCGUUGAGUCUUUCUUCAUUUUCAAUUUUCACUGCUCAUCAAACAUUCUUUUGUUACAUC